AUGGCAAUGGCCCUUCAAGUAGGGCCCCUCGGAAAGCGCAGGCUUAAUGUGCAGUCCAAGGUCAUAGACAGAGGCACCGGGAGCCAGCUGUUUUCGCAAAGAAAGGGCAAAGACGUGCUGGGAACCAACGAGUUACAGCUGUCGAGUCCGGGCUGGCAAGUUGGGAGUGAGAUGUCCCAAUUCAGGAGAAGCAAAGUGCGCUGGACAACGAGGACUGGGUGCGUCGCCUGUCACAAGCUAGCGAAGAUUCUCAAUAUAUUAAAAAGUGACUGA
Messenger RNA from Clonostachys solani, 273 nucleotides. Lineage: Eukaryota; Fungi; Ascomycota; Sordariomycetes; Hypocreales; Bionectriaceae. The record is from the annotation of a GenBank genome assembly.